Molecule: messenger RNA, 5095 nt
Organism: Pimephales promelas (fathead minnow)
Lineage: Eukaryota; Metazoa; Chordata; Actinopteri; Cypriniformes; Leuciscidae
Gene: kank1a
Product: KN motif and ankyrin repeat domains 1a
Biological process (GO): negative regulation of actin filament polymerization
Cellular component (GO): cytoplasm; cytoskeleton
Molecular function (GO): protein binding
Source: RefSeq, a predicted model, not a curated record
CGAGGAGGACAGGAGGACACUUCACCGGGACUUUUACAAAGGCAGCGCAUGGACGGGAGAGGGACGUAUAAACAAACUUUUUAAAAUAAAGUUUGCAGGUUGCAUGGCAAGCUGAUUUGAUGCAUGGCAUUUGCAUGAGUGCAUUCAGGCUCUCUGUGGGAUUUCAAACCAGUGUCUGAGGCCAUGGCCCAAACCAUGCACGUUAACGGCAAUGGCUCAGAAAAAGAUGAUGACGAGAAGGACCCUUACUGCUUGGAAACCCCAUAUGGUUAUCAGCUAGACCUGGAUUUCCUUAAGUAUGUUGAUGAUAUUGAGCGGGGCAACACCAUCAAGAAGCUAAACAUCCAGAGGAAGCCAAAAGUGGUCAGGUCUGUGCCGCCUCCUCGGAGCAGUUGCAGUGGCCAGACUGAGUGGACUUCAACAGACUCCUUGUCCUCUUCCAACAGCGAUGAGAGCAAACAGUCAUCUGUUUACUUCACGCCUCAGAACCAGGUAGCCCCCCCUGGCCAUACUGCCCAAGUUCAUGAAGCUCCCCAAGCCUUUGUGAACGUCCCUGAGACCAAGCAUUUGCUGCCACCACCUUCUCCCCGCCUUCUUCGCCAUAACCCCCAGGUGGAGAAAACACUGAUGGAGACUCGAAGGCGACUGGAGCAAGAGCGGCUUCUUAUGCAGCCACCAGUCAACGAGCCGCCUCGCAGGCGAUUGGCCAGUUUUGGCGGAAUGGGCUCAUCCAGUUCGCUGUCCUCUUACAAUGGCUCCUAUGGGCCAAGCCAGAUUUCCCCUAGCUUGCAUUCUUUCCAACACAAUGGACAUCUAGGCAAUGGCGAGUACAACCCCUACUUCACAUCCUCUAUGGGUAGUUCUAUCCGCCACAGUCCCCUCAGCUCAGGCAUGACCACACCAGUGACCAAUGUUAGCCCCCUGCACCUCCAGCACAUUCGAGAACAGAUGGUAGUGGCUUUAAAGAGACUAAAAGAACUGGAAGAGCAGGUAAAGACCAUCCCAAUUCUUCAAGUCAAGAUAUCAGUCUUGCAAGAAGAGAAAAGGCAACUAGUGUCCAAAAUGAAUAACUCCAAGGUAGCGGGGCAGGGUCCAUGUGGAGGUUUUAGGAAGCGCUCUUAUAGUGUUGGCAGUGCUGAUCAGUAUGAGCCCCUGAGCCAGCUUAGGACAGGCUCUGAACUUCACAUUGAGGAGAUGGAGAACACUGAGCAGAGCACCCAAAGGCUACAAGAGUUUAGGCAAUUGACAGCUGAGGUGGAGGCUCUGGAGAGGAACAUACAGGACAAUGGUGAGGAAAUAGAGCACAGCUUACACCAAACAGAGCAAAAAACAAACCAAAACACCCAGCGGUGGAGUCGUGAGAGCAAGUCUAUUGGUGUCGGAGCCGAUGAGAACAUGAACGAUGUGGUUGUUUACCGAAAGUCUCCUGGGAAAAGCAGAGAUGUGGCUGUUGGAACGGAGCAUGAGGUGAAGAGCACAUGUGUUGGUGUGACUGAAGCCAUGCUAGGAAUGAGCAGUGAGGUAGAAGCUGAAAUUGAGAUGCAACACCAGACCAUCGAAGCUCUCAAAGAAAAGAUAUAUAGACUGGAGGUCCAACUUAAGGAGACCACCCACGAAAUGGAGAUGGGAAAGCUAAAGCUUCAGCUUCAAGUGGCUGGAUCGAGAAAAAAAACAGACAAGGGUAUGAUGGCUAGGCCAGAGAUGUACAGCAUUUCAGUGGAGGCCAGAGUGUCCACAGAGAGCCAAGGUGUUGGCAACCAUGUUGAGUUUAAUGACGCAAGCACAAAUCAUGUCCCAAAAAUGAAUUCAGUUGGCAUUACUUGCAGACCAGAUGCAAGGCAUGCUUUGGUGGGUCAAGAGUUGCCAAUGGAGAGAUGGGUUGUACAAGAACGUGCUGAGGUUCAUGAUCAGUGUGUUGGCAGACAGGUUGUGAUGUGCAACCAGAGUGUGGGAGUGGAAUUAAGUGUAUGUGAAAUGGGGAUCAACACGGAGUUAACGGCUGAAGAUUUAGGACUUUGCAAAAGAGAGGCUGAACAAGCCAGAGAGUUCAGGUCUAUUGGAUGUGGAGAUUGUUCAGUGGAUGUAAUGGUCAGGCCCAUCAAGGAGAUGGUAACCCAGAGCUCAGCAACAGAUGAUGUUCACAGAACUGAUUUUGGAGUCAUGGUCUUACCCAUGUGUGCUUCACAGUACACAAUCACAGAAAUCGAGACAAUAGCCAAGUUAACCAAUACAGACAAUGCCAUUCUUACUGAUUCCUGCACUAAUACACAAUCAUACUCAAAAGACAAACAAGUAAGCACUGUACCAGUGGAGACUCGUACAAUAGCCAUUGGGGAUGGUCUUGUAAAAGAUGUGCCAGCCACAUUGAAAACACGCUCCGUUUCAGUAGGUACUACAGCAUCUGAGGAGAUUAUGCUUGAUUUGUCAGCAUCUUGCAAAACUAAAGAGGCUGGGGUUGGCCACCUUAACAUACAUGAAAACUUCUUAGUCGGUCAGAAGACAAGGAAUAUUGCCUGUGGCCCCUGUCAGUCUCCUGCCCCGACCCAAGUUAAGAUUAUGCCUGUAGGAUCAAUGCCAUCAGCAGGACCCAUCCAGCCACCAGCUGGGGCAGGUGUUGGACUUGAUCACUACAUAGAGAGAGUGCAAAAGCUCUUGCAGGAACAGCAGAUGUUGCUUGCUCAGAACUACAGUGAGCUGGCAGAUGCAUUUGACCCACCUCAACAAUCCCAGUUUAGCUCCAUCAACAGUGAGCUAGUUACUACACUAUCAUCCAUCAAUUCAGUUAUGAAGUAUGGAAGUGUUGAGGAGCUCUGCAAUGUGGACCUUCUAAGGCAGCAGGAGAAAUCAGACUACACUGUGAAAGAAACUCAGAUGGUCAAUGCAGUCGAUUCCCACUCUAGUAGUGUGAGAACAGAGGUCUCACGGAUAGAAAAUGUCUAUACUGACGACUCGCAUGAACACAGUACAGCUACACAGAAAAGCCGCAUGGACCAGCAAAUGUCCACAGCAUUGCAUGGCAGUCACAGCACCCUGAAGUCCAUCAUGAAGAAAGACGGUCAUCAGGGACCUAAUGGCACAAAAAAGAACUUGCAGUUUGUUGGUGUGAAUGGAGGGUACGAGACAACAUCGAGCGAUGACUCCAGCUCAGAAGAGAGCAGCUCCUCUGGGUCAGAGGAUGAAGGGGAGGAGAAAGACAAGAUGGCGAAUGUGAGAGAAAGGAGGAAAGAAGAAUUCCGAAACAAUGAAGCAGUGGAUGAAGAUAGAGACACUGAAGAUUUAGGCCAGGACAAAAGGCAGAGGUAUGAUUUGAAUGAGAAGAUGCUUUCUGCAUGCAACAUGCUGAAAUCCCACCUCAGCGACCCCAAGACUCUAUCCAGUAAAGAUGUGAGGCCAUAUGUGAACACAGUGCAGCACGAGUGGUUCCGUGUGUCCAGUCAGAAGACGGCCGUGGCAGAGAUGGUGGAGGAUUACCUGAAUGCUUUCAGAGGCAUCUGCCCUGUCCUGCUACAACACAUUGUAAAUAUGGCUGAUGGCAACGGAAACACCGCCCUCCAUUACAGUGUAUCCCAUUCCAACUUCCACAUUGUAAAAAAGCUGCUGGAUGCUGACGUCUGCAAUGUCAAUCAGCAGAACAAGGCGGGCUAUACUCCCAUCAUGCUAGCAGCACUAGCUGCCGUGGAGGCCCCGAAGGACAUGAGGGUGGUUGAAGAGCUGUUCAGCAAAGGAGAUGUCAACGCAAAAGCCAGCCAGGCUGGUCAGACAGGGUUGAUGCUGGCUGUCAGUCAUGGCAGAAUGGACAUGGUGAAGGCUCUGCUCGCCUGCGGCGCAGACGUCAACAUCCAGGACGAUGAGGGCUCGACCGCGCUCAUGUGCGCUAGUGAACACGGCCACGUUGAGAUAGUCAAGCUGCUGCUGGCUCAGCCGGGCUGCGACGCCACACUCAGCGAUAAUGAUGAGAGUAAUGCCCUGUCAAUUGCUCUGGAAGCGGGUCAUAAGGACAUAGCAGUGUUGCUGUAUGCCCAUAUGAACUUCUCCAAAGCACAAUCACCAGGUACGCCUCGUCUUGGGAGGAAGACUUCACCCAGUCCUACAAGGAAGGGACAUGUUUGAUUGGAGAGCUUUUAGCCCACCCUGCCCGAGCUGCUAUUUUUUCAGGUUCUGCCAUGCCUACCAUUUUCAUCAGCUAGAAACCAAAUCUAAAGCUAAAAGACUGAAAACUUACUUCAAACCUCAACUAAUGGAUAGUAGGCAAUUAUACUGAGCACUUUUGCAAAUGUCUUCUUAGUGAUGUCUUUCUCCUUGGCUUUCAGAUUAUAUAAUACAAAUGGACUUGCUAGCUAAGAGUCAGACCUUUCAAGACCUCAAAUCUGUACUCACCCUGAAUGUAUUUUGAAACGAAGUAUUUCUUCUGCCUGAAAUCACCAGCAUAAUAUCAGAGCUAGACGUCAACUGGAACGUGUCUAUGGAGUUGCCUUCAGAUUUUUUGUUUAUUCUCCUAUAAAUGUCAUUUUAUAAUAUAUGAAAAUGUCUUGAUAUUUUUCCUCCUUUAAGUGGCCUAAAGCUUAUCUAUAGUCCUGUUCAAAGCUGCCCCCCCCCCCUUAUUCUUUUUUUUUUUAAAUCAAUAAUUUAUAAUUCCAAGAUGGAGCCAAUGUUGCCUGACAAUGAGUUUUAUAUUUGAACCAUGUAUAUGCUGCCCAAUAUUUUCAGCCUUAAUAGUUUAAAUCUUUUCUCCUCUAUCAAAACCUCAGCAGAGAUGUCCAGUGCAUAUCACAAGUUGAAAUACAGACUUGUUUUAUACAUAUGUUUCUAGAUUGGAAAUGGUUCUUACUUUUAUACUUGCCAUUUCAUCUAUUUAAAAAUCACAGUAGGGAAUUUCAGAUAUGUUUACCAGUUAAAGGUUUUUAUCGGAAAUAAUUGUACUUUCACUGUAUAUAAUGUAUGUUUGCGAUGUGUAGAUGUAAUAGCUUUGGCUGGCCUUUAUGUAAUAAACUUAUGUCUCGCAUCUAAUAUGACAUUUCAUGUAGUCACAAAUAUGAUAACAGAAAACUGCCGAUAGUAGCAUAUAACUCGAUAAUAAAGUACUAAAAUAAAAUGA